Molecule: messenger RNA, 1101 nt
Organism: Trypanosoma theileri
Lineage: Eukaryota; Euglenozoa; Kinetoplastea; Trypanosomatida; Trypanosomatidae
Product: putative anion-transporting ATPase-like
Exons: 1
Coding region: 1-1101 (366 amino acids)
Biological process (GO): post-translational protein targeting to endoplasmic reticulum membrane
Cellular component (GO): GET complex
Molecular function (GO): ATP hydrolysis activity; ATP binding
Source: RefSeq, a predicted model, not a curated record
AUGUCCCUUGCCCCCUCGUUGCAGGAGCUGUUGGUCUCCGGACUGCAAUGGAUCUUCGUAGGCGGGAAGGGCGGCGUUGGGAAGACCACAACGUCCUGCGCUCUCGCCACUCUCUUCGCGUCCACGCCGGUGUACGAUGCCGCCACGCAGUCCGACCGCCCGCGACGUGUACUGCUGCUCUCCACAGACCCCGCACACAAUUUGAGUGAUGCAUUCGGACAGAGAUUCGGCAAGACGCCAACUCCCGUAAAGGGGAUGGAGGCUACACUUGCUGCAAUGGAGGUUGAUCCAACAAACUUUACACAUGGGGAACUCGCCGCCGUUUUUGGGUCUACAACAGGGGGUAGUUCAUCCUCACCCUUUGCAGCUCUUGGGAAUAUCCUAAAGGAAGCAGCGAGUACACUUCCAGGUAUAGAUGAACUAUCUGUCUUUGCAGAGAUCCUACGUGCUGUACAGCAACUAUCCUAUGAUGUGGUAAUCUUUGACACUGCACCAACUGGUCACACACUGCGUCUUCUUGCACUACCACAGACAUUAAAUUCCACAAUUGACAAGUUGUCCGCCGUGGAAGGUCUUCUUCCACUAAUUCAAACAGCGGGUAGCCUGUUCUCUUCUUCCUCCAAUACCAGCACCUCAUCAUCAUCAUCUUCAUCUGGAGACGCUGGAAAUAUUUCUUCCAUGGUACCUGCCUUUAACAGAUGGCGUGAGAGCGUACAGGAAGUUCAGCGGCAGUUUACUGAUGCUGAAAAAACUGCUUUUGUAUGUGUUUGUAUCCCGGAAUUUUUAAGUGUUUAUGAGACAGAACGUCUGGUACAGGAGCUAAUGAAGUAUGAUAUUAGUUGCGAUAGCAUUGUUGUGAAUCAGCUUGUACUGAAACCGUCUAGUGAACCCAAGUGUCGUAUGUGUGAGGCACGACAAAAGAUACAGGCGAAGUAUUUGGCACAAAUAGACGCCUUGUAUGAAGAUUUUCACGUGGUAAAAAUGCCGCUUUUGAGUGACGAAGUGCGUGGGGUCCCAGCACUGCAAAAAUUUGCCCAAUUCUUAUUGGAGCCUUAUAAUGCAGAUCGCCACGGAUACAUUGAAGUUUGCACAGAAUCAUGA